This is a messenger RNA of Rhea pennata, 4738 nucleotides long. RefSeq names its product LanC like glutathione S-transferase 2 (gene LANCL2). The record is from RefSeq and is a predicted model, not a curated record. Gene Ontology annotation, biological process: peptide modification; carbohydrate metabolic process. Gene Ontology annotation, cellular component: plasma membrane. The coding region runs from base 388 to 1749 and encodes 453 amino acids. Lineage: Eukaryota; Metazoa; Chordata; Aves; Rheiformes; Rheidae. The transcript is spliced from 9 exons.
GGCUCGCAGGGUGCUGCCAUCCAGCCGCGGCGGGCAGGCGGUCCGCCUCUCCCCGAGGAGGGCGCCCAGGCUGGCCGCGGGGGCUGGCUGCGCUCUGCCCCUGCGGGCGUGAUGUCGCCUCCUGCUCACUGAGAGCGGCACGAGGAAGCGCCGCGGGAUCCUGCCCGUUUUAUUUCUCGAAGUUGGGGUUUGGUGGCUAGAAGGGAGAGGCGGCAGCACCCAGGCACCGGGGCUGUCCGGAUGUGCCAGCGGCUGCGCGUCUGGCGGCUGUAGCCAGCGGGCAGCUCCCCGCCGCGGCGCUCGCGUUGCCGUAAUUCGCCGCUCUGCGGGGCGGAGUGUGUCCCCGCCGGCUUGCCGUGCGGGGAGGCGGGCCGGGGGCCGGCUGCGAUGGGAGAGAGCAUGUCCAAGAAACUGAGGCUGCAGCUGGGCGGCGAGGCGGAGAUGGAGGAACGGGCGUUCGCCAACCCCUAUCCGGACUACCAGCCGCAUGGAGCCGCCGCCAGCGCCGCAGACACCCAGCGGGACAGGCUGCCCCUUCCCCUGGAGGAGGAAUCCCUCCCCUUCGGCACCGACGGGAAGGUCAGUGCUCAAUUCACAAAACGAAUCCAGACAAAAAUCAAGGACCUUUUGCAGCAAAUGGAGGAAGGACUGAAGACAGCAGAUCCCCAUGACUGCUCUGCCUAUACUGGCUGGACUGGCAUUGCCCUUUUAUAUCUGCAACUGUAUCGUGUCACGAAAAAUCAGAGCCACCUGCAGCGAUCUCUUGAUUACGUGAAGAGAAUCCUUCGCAAUCUGAAUGGCAGAAGAGUUACAUUUCUGUGUGGUGAUGCUGGUCCCCUGGCAGUGGGUGCAGUGGUUUAUCACAAACUGAGAAAUGACAGUGAAUCUAAAGAAUGUGUUGCCAGGUUGUUGCAGCUCCAAAGGACAGUCAUAAGCACAGAUGCUGAACUUCCAGAUGAGCUACUUUAUGGCAGAGCGGGUUACCUGUAUGCCUUGCUGUACCUGAAUACUGAAAUUGGUCCAGACACCAUCCCUCAGUCUGUUAUCAAAGAGGUAAUAGAUGCCAUUAUUGAUUCGGGAAAGAACUUUUCAAAGGAGGAACGUAAAACAGACCGCUGCCCUCUGUUGUACCAGUGGCAUAGGAAGCAAUAUGUCGGAGCAGCCCAUGGUGUAGCUGGGAUCUAUUACAUGCUAAUGCAGCCAAUUGCAAAUGUGGAUCAGGAGACCCUGACGGAGCUGGUGAAGCCGAGCAUUGACUAUGUGCGUCAUAAAAAAUUCAGAUCUGGAAAUUACCCAUCAUCACUGAGCAAUGAAACUGACAGACUGGUUCACUGGUGCCAUGGUGCUCCUGGAGUCAUCCACAUGCUCAUGCAAGCUUAUAAGACCUUUAAAGAGGAUAAAUACUUGAAAGAUGCAAUGGAGUGUAGUGAUGUCAUCUGGCAGAGGGGUUUACUGAGAAAAGGAUAUGGGAUCUGCCAUGGUACUGCUGGCAAUGGCUACUCCUUCUUAUCUCUCUAUAACCUAACUCAGGACAAAAAGUACCUCUACCGAGCUUGCAAGUUUGCUGAAUGGUGUUUGGAGUAUGGUGCACAUGGAUGUCGUAUUCCUGACCGACCUUAUUCACUCUUUGAAGGGAUGGCCGGAGCUAUUCACUUCCUCUCAGAUAUUUCAGUACCGGAGACUUCCCAGUUUCCAGCAUUUGAACUUGGACCUCAAAGGAGGGAAAACAAAGUGGAACAGGAUAGCUAAGGGAUCGUUUUGAAAGGGAACUAUGCCAAAAGUGACAAGACUGUUUAGUGCCUCCGAUACUGAACCAACUCGAUCCUAAAGUCACAGGUGGAUAAAUUCCUUUUCCUACUCCCUUCUGCCCCAGAGGACUGUGAAAUCACUAGAGCAUGGAUAAGAAGAAGACACAUUUAAGUUCUGUUAAAGUGACACCUUCAUAUGUAGGACAAGAGAAGUCAAGUUUGAACUUUCGUUGCAUUUGUCGUCUUCAGGUCUUUCACAUGCUCUGCAUGUUUAUCACUGUUGUCUGUUGAUGUGAGUCUUUUAUUGUAAGCAAAAAGCUGUUCUCUCUGUGAAUCUCAGUCCUGUCCCUUUGUGCAUGACUCACAACAGCAGUGUUGCUUUCUGCAGUGUGAUUAUCCACAGAGUCCCACUUCAUGCUGAACAGCCAGUGUAAGACAGUGCCUGGUUUCAUUGGUGAGCUGGUACUUUAAAAUGAGAAGAAAUUCUUUAUGUUCACAUUUCUGCAUUUUUCUACACAGCCCCUAGAAGCUGGGACAAUGCAGAUCAACCUUGUUUGAAGAAGUGGUAUGAGAUCAUCUCAGUUUUCAGGAAUUUAUUAGGUUUGCAGGGACCUGUUGGUCAGGGCAGGGGGGAGGUUGGUUGUUUUUGUUUUUUGAGCAGAGCAGGAACAGCAAGUUAUACUUUUCAUCUCUGUUUAGUUGGAUUUGCAAUAAAUCCAUCCUACAUCAUAUAACAUGCAAAGGAGUAGCGAGGGGAGGCAGAGCAGUGUCUCAUGGCUGGUAACUCAGGAUGACUGUCGCUGCUGGAACAAGGAGGUAAUUUGUUCCGUUUGCCUCCAGCCCCACUGCAUUAUCCCAGGUAGUGUGACAGGAGCAAUAAAUAUCAGCUGCUCAUGGAGGUAGCUGAAGAGUUAAGGAACGAUAUGUAAGCUGUUACUAGAAAUUGUGAGUAAAGUUUACAUCAUCUUAAAUUGAAAACAAAAGAGAAAAAUUAUUUUGUCCCUAUUUCUGAACUGUGCUGUUAGUGCUUUGCUUCUUGUUGUAGUGUGGUAGUGGUACUAGUCCUUCCUUCUACUGGCAAGGUAUUCCUCAAUUCUGCCUCCAUACUCUUAAGUUGGGAGGAGAAGUGGAACUUAAGGCAAGAAUAUUUACAGCACAUUUAUGUUUUCCAUGUAAUAAGUACACUUACUAUUUGAAAAAGGUAAGUAGGUGGAGCAUUCUCUCACUUGCUUAAGCUCUGUUGUCCUCUUCCCACUCACCCCCUUCUGGCUCUCCUUGUGCUCUGUCAUUCCAGGUGCUUAUUUUAAUUGAUAUCUUACAUUGGGUGUGAGUGUGGCAGAUGGAGAAACUUUGUCUGACCUUUCAGGCGUGCACUGGGAUUUAUAUGACCUGUGAGCCAUCUGCUGAGCUCUAGCAUUUGCAGUCAUGCUUGGAAAUGCAUUGUGGCUCCUGCAUAAAUCUCUGAAUGGCAGCAAGUGGCUUCCUUGAACUUUAUGGUAUCUGUUGCCAAAUCCAGCCGGAUGUUAAUAAUCUCCUGAUUGAGUUCUGCUAGGCAAUAGAGGCCGUGCCAGUGCAGGGGCAGCUUCGUGUCACAGCGUAGCGCUUGUGUUGAUCUGUCAGUAGGACUGAAGGGUGGGAGCAGCAGGAGGAAAUUUUCCACCCCACUGGCAAAGGGUAGAAGAUGAGGCUCUGAGCCCAGCUGCACCUGUACAGCCAAGGAAGAGGGAAGUUUCUGAAAGGUGACAGGAAGGAGGGAAGCUGCGUGGAAAGCGGCUGCGGGGAAACGAACCUAAGCAGAGAGGGAGGACGUGAAGGGAUCAGUGAGGAGCUGGGAGAGCUGAUUCCAGGAUGUAUGCAGAGGGUACCAGUGGAGGCUAUCUAUCUCAGAUGUGUCUCCUUAGCAAGCACACUGUGUCUUUAUAUUUCUUUUUUCAUCGUGGUGUAUCAUUGAUCCAGCCCAUAAAUGUUCCAGUGAGGAAACUGGUCCAGGAUGAAGUCCCACAGAAAUCCUAACUACAAAAGCAGAGCAGGGGAGGUAGAACGCAGCCUGCUCCUCUGUUUUAUUGUUUUAUGUUCUUUUUUUCCUCUCUUCCCUCUCCUCUUUCUUCCCUCUCUACAUUUUGUUUUCAUUCAGUGAUUGUAAGCUUUCUUGGCUACUGAGCUUGAAUGGCAGCUGUGGGAGGUAAUUUUGGCUGUCAGGGGCCCAAUGAGAAGUAAAACUUUGUUUAAAAAAAACUGUAUAGGUGUAUGUACACACUUAGAUUAAUACUGAGCAGCUCUCUGGGGCACUUGAGUGCAGCAGUCAAAAUAACGAGCAGGUCAGCUAUUGGCUCGUUCUGUGUUGUGGCCACUCUUCUGCUGUGGUUAGGCCUGGCACUGUCUUCCUUCAGAAAAUCAUGUUGGAAUUGAGCAAGCCUGGAAACAUAAUGCAUAAAGUCAGGAAGCUCAGGACAACUCAUCUGCCUCAUCGUUUUGACGUGACUUCCCUCAUGACUCCUCCUUUGUGCUCGUGGCAGCUUUGUGAUGUGCAGGUGGCCCAAUAAAAAAGGAUGUUGUGUGAAGGGGGUGAAAAAAUGCAUUUCACCAACACAUUUGAAAAUGUUGUUCUCAGAAAUCACAUCAAACUAAAAUGUGGGAAAAAAAGUCUUAAUAUUCCCUAGUUUGCCUUGUCCAUGUGUAAUAGUCCAUAUAUUGCAAAAAUGCAUUAGUGUUAAAAAUGGAGAUGCUUAUUACGCAAAAAAAGGGAAAAAUGCUCAUGUUUUUGUUCUUUGGCUUUAUUAGUAAAGAUCAAGCUAUAUGGUGGCAAUCUGUCUGAAAAAAAUUUUUGUGGUGUGUUCCUUCCUUCCUUCCUGCAGCGCUGUGGUAGCUGUUCCACUUCUGUAACUGCUGAAUUGUCUCCCAGUUUCAUAGGCUUGUAGAAUGAAACAGAAAUGUCAAAGUAUGAAAGCACGUGGGCACAUCACAAAAAAUAAAUAAAAAAAUAAUUAAAA